AGAGAAUCUGCCCUGAGCUGCUCCCUCCCAUCCUUUCUGACGUUUCUGACUUCCCUGCUCAUCCAGGAGGCUCUUCACAUCAUCACCAUGGCUCCCAAGAAAGUUGAGUGCAAGAAGCCAGAACCCAAGAAGCCUGAACCAAAGAAGGAAGCCGCUCCGGCCCCAGCAGCCCCCAAACCAGCUCCGCUGCCCGAACCUGAAGCACCCAAAGAACCCGCAUUUGAUCCCAAGGCCAUCACGCUGGAGUACACCGCCAACCAGAUCGAAGAGUUCAAAGAGGCGUUUCAACUGUUCGACCGCACACUGAAAGGAGAAAUGAAGAUUACGUAUGCCCAGUGUGGGGAUGUGAUGCGAGCUUUGGGCCAAAACCCAACCAACGCCGAUGUGCUGAAAGUCCUGGGGAAACCUAGACUGGAGGAAAUGAACUCCAAGCUGGUGGACUUUGAAACCUUCCUGCCAAUGCUGCAGCAUAUCUCCCGCUUGAAGGAUCAGGGCAACUUUGAGGAUUUCGUGGAAGGACUGAGAGUUUUUGACAAGGAGGGCAACGGCACCAUCAUGGGGGCCGAGCUACGGCACGUUCUUGCCACGCUGGGCGAGCGGAUGACAGAGGAUGAGGUGGAUCGACUGAUGGCUGGACAAGAGGACACCAACGGUUGCAUCAAUUACUCUUCAUUUGUCAAACAUAUUCUUUCUGGUUGAAUUGGAUUUAUAGGAGUUAACUGAUUGGAUGGUGAGGGAAAAUAAUUGUGUGGGUAACUAAGUAAACCAUUUAUACUUAAUUCCCUGAAAUAUGUUGUUUUACAGUAAUGUUUCAUUUUAAAUUUGAAUGGUGUAAAACCUCACACUGACAUUUUAACUUCCUCUUCAAGACCUUUUUCUAUACAUUAUGACUUCUGUGCACCUCUGUGUUUAAUAAAAUCCAACCAA
This is a messenger RNA of Cyprinus carpio (common carp), 927 nucleotides long. Its product is annotated as myosin light chain 4-like. Bases 88 to 699 code for a protein of 203 amino acids. The record is from RefSeq and is a predicted model, not a curated record. Gene Ontology annotation, molecular function: calcium ion binding. Lineage: Eukaryota; Metazoa; Chordata; Actinopteri; Cypriniformes; Cyprinidae. The transcript has a single exon. Gene Ontology annotation, cellular component: myosin II complex.